CUUGGACAAAUGUGUCGGCCUUGGCCCUUUUGAAAUCGCCCGAUGACUUCAUGCUCAAGGCCUCAUUCCGAUCCGGUUUCGUGGGCGAAUGAACUGUGGGGGAGUGAGAUGCUGCCGUCAAGUUAAUAACCCACCCUCCCGGGCCGUAUAGGACCCUUAAACCACAACUUCAAUCACCCAUUCAGAGCAUCAACCUGCAUCUCCAAAGACUCUCCUCACUUCACAUAGCCCUCUAGUCCUAAACUUCUUCCUUGUAAAAACAAAACCCAACCACACACAUACAUACAAUGGCCUCCCGAAGCGGGUCCGAGGAGAAGAAGCCGCGUCGGCAGCCACAGACGCAGACUUACGAGUCGGAAGGCGAAGAGUCGGAGGAGUACCAGCCCCAGCCCCAACCUCCUGCGAGGAGGAGACGCAACCAGCGGCAGCAGAGGGGCGGCCAGCAAGGCCCCCUCGACAGCCUCGCCCUGGACAAUGUCACCAACACGGCCGGCGGCCUGGUCAACUCGGCGACAGGCGUGCUGGGCGGUGUCGCCGGCAACGCCGUCCAGGACCAGGGGGGUAAGGGCAAGAGCGACACCCUCCGGCUCAGGCUGGACCUCAACCUCGACGUCGAAAUCACGCUCAAGGCAAAGAUCCACGGUGAUCUGGAGCUUGCUCUCUUAGAAACCUGAGCAGGCGAUACUCAGCUCUCUGGGGAUGCGCGCCGUUCUUUUUUUUAGGGGGAGAGGCUGGGG
Molecule: messenger RNA, 737 nt
Organism: Parathielavia appendiculata
Lineage: Eukaryota; Fungi; Ascomycota; Sordariomycetes; Sordariales; Chaetomiaceae
Exons: 2
Coding region: 288-674 (128 amino acids)
Source: RefSeq, a predicted model, not a curated record